Racocetra persica is the source of this 1265-nucleotide messenger RNA. Lineage: Eukaryota; Fungi; Glomeromycota; Glomeromycetes; Diversisporales; Gigasporaceae. The record is from the annotation of a GenBank genome assembly.
UAGAUAAAUAUCCAAACACAAGUCGAAUACUUGAUGUAAAAUAUUAUUUGGCAAUGCAUGGAAAUUUUGUUAAAAAAAAUGACAAUAAAGCCACUGAUAUCUUUAAACAAGUUGUGCAAAUUUUACAAAGUGAUUCAAAAUAUAAAGAUGUUGCAAAAUAUAUAUUGGCAAAAUUCUAUGAAUCUGGACAGGAUGGUGCUAAAAAAGAUUACAAAAAGGUUUAUGAUAUCUAUUUAGAACUUUCAAAAAGCAAAUCAGAUUUCCAGGAUGAUGUGAAAUAUUGUUUAGCAGAGUAUUAUUUAAACAGUUAUGGUACUAAAAAAGAUCUUGUAAAGGCUUUUGAUAUUUAUUCUAGCCUUUUAUUAAGAAAGUCGCAUUACCAAAAUAAUGCUAAAUUUUGGUUAGCACAUUGUUAUGAUAAUGGUAAUGGUGUUACUAAAAAUAAGGAUAAAGCUUUACAACUCUAUUUAGAACUCUUAAAAAGCAAAGAGUAUCGACUUAAGGUUUGUGAAAGCCUAGAUGGUAAUAGUGUUACUAAAAAUAAGGAUAAAGCUUUACAACUCUAUUUAGAACUCUUAAAAAGCAAAGAGUAUCGACUUAAUGUUUGUGAAAGCCUAGCAAAUUAUUAUAAAGAUAAAGAUGACGAAAAUGCUAUCGUUGGCAAAUUAGAUUUUAGCAAUAGUUUCGAUCAAAUUAAGCAGAACGUCUAUAGAACUUUUUUAUGUAUACAAUAUAGAGCUUGCACAAUAAAUAGUCCUGCCAGUAAACGUGGAGAUAGUGGUAAAGACAUAGUAAUAGAGGUGAACGGAUUUACUUUUGUUUUUCAAUAUAAAGCGUAUUUUAAAAGGUCUAUUGACAGGAUAAAUGUAAAUAAAGUUGAGUCUACUGUUAGGGUGGGGAAUUUAGAUGUUGAAGGAAUUAGAAAAGGAGAAUUUGAUGCAGGAUUUUUGAUCGUUUUAAAAUGCACUUGUGUAAAAAAAAUAGCAUUUCAAAUAGCUGGUUUGUCAAAGGAAAAAAUUAUCAUUACAACUUAUGAUAAAAUGUGCGAUGUCGUUAAAGAAACAAUUAAUGACUUAAUGAUGGAAAGAAUCAAUACAUUAGAGGAAGAUAGCUUUUCUGAACUUGAAGAAAAGUCUAACUACAUUGCAUAUGAAGCCAAGUUUAUGAUAGUAUAUUAUCUUUUAUUUAAACAUCCAAAAGAACAAGAUAAUAAAUUUAUCCUUAAAAUCAUCAGUGAUGUUCAGCAAUAUAUCGAAAAAUUUUAG